Tremella mesenterica DSM 1558 is the source of this 1201-nucleotide messenger RNA. RefSeq lists its product as uncharacterized. NCBI's taxonomy places the organism in Eukaryota, Fungi, Basidiomycota, Tremellomycetes, Tremellales, Tremellaceae. The record is from RefSeq and is a predicted model, not a curated record. The coding region runs from base 1 to 924 and encodes 307 amino acids. The transcript is spliced from 3 exons.
AUGUCCAUACCCUUCCCAUUAUCUUUCACACGACAACGUCUAAUAAUCUCUUUCCUGGUCGCUCUCUUAGCCCUAGCAUUCUUAUUACAUCCUUUCCCAUCACGUUAUGGAGGGUACGGAUACGUUUGGUUAACGAAAGCUUCUGGUGCCAAAGUCGAUGGGAAUGGAGCAAAGGAAUUGAUGGAGAAAUUGGAAUCGUUCGUUAGACGACCAGCUUGGGAUCAUCCGGUUUUGGAGUAUCCUUCGAGGCAAGGAUGUCCAAUGGGAACGAUGGAUAGAGAUGGUUAUUUCUUUCAUCAAGGUAAAACAGAACUUUGGACUUCAAUAUCUUCAAUGACCAUCCGACAAAAACGUCAAGCAUUAUUAGAUUAUUUCAAAAAAUUACAAAUUGAAAAUAUCCCAAUAGUUUGGUCAAAAGAUUUACUUCAACAACCUUUUCAAACUUUAAAUCCUGGUAAACCAUUAAGAGGUAUAAUAUAUGCUGCUGGUGAUGGAAAAGCUUUAAAGAGGUUAAGGUUAAGUUUACACAUGUUGAGAAAUGUCGUGAAAAGUACUUUACCGAUCGAAAUUUAUCAUUAUCCUGAUGAACUUUUACAACCUGGUGAUAAGGAGGGUUUGAUACAAGAUUUUGGAGAGGGUAUAAUUACUGUUGAGAUGAAUCAUGCGAAGGUUGAUGGGAAACAAUGGCAUGAACCAACUCUUAUACGUUGUCCUGCAAGAUGGACAGGUCCAUGUUUCGCUUGGGAACUUCAAGGACCAGAUGGAUUAAAAGGUACACCUAAUGGAUUCGAAGAUGGUCAAGGUACGAUAACUUUAGAUGUGAGAGAAGCUUGGAGGGAUGAGAAUGGUAGAUUGAGAGAUCAAGAGAUACCAGAGGGUUUGUUGGCUAUACAGAAAGCUAUGGUUGAGAUUAAUACUAGUUGAAGGGUUUUUUUGUGUGGUUUCAUUUCUUUUUGGGAUUGUCAGUUUUCAAAGGAAUUCCUUGUCUCUUCAUUGGGCUAGUGGAUUAGAGGAGUGAGUGAGGUAGGUGGGGGGUUAUAUGAUCAAGGGUUUUUAUUUGGACAAUACGGAUGAUUGGACAGUUGGACAGUUGGACAUUUGGACAGUUGGACGAUUGGACGAUUGGACGAUUGGACGAUUGGUCAUUUGAUAGAUUUCGGUGUAUGAUAGGUGAUGAUGCAUAUAUUUUAGUCUAUGCUUG